CCGGCAUUUCCCGUUUCUUGUUGCCCAAGUACGUACUGAGUACAAUAUAAGCCCCUCCCUUUGAUCGCUCGGCCGCGACCUCGCGUUCGUCCGUUCGCCUUCGUUCACGGGUGUCUAUUUUUCCCCUUACACAAGAAACUUCAAGAUGGUUACAGCGAAGUCAAUUUCAACAAGUAAUAUCCUCGAUUUCUAGAUGGAAUCACAGAAGACUCAGUCUGGAGGGCAACAGCAACCUCAUAAAAUCGAUCCAGCUAUGCAAUCUUGCAGAAAGAAGAAGUCAGAGAAUGCUACUUUUUUGGAGGAUGUUAAGGAUCACAUUGACGAGUUCAUUCAUGCUUCCAUGGAUGAACACAAAACUUGUUUCCAAAAGACCAUCAAGAAGAUGUUUGGAAUGUCCAAGGUUGUUGCUGAGAGGGCUUCAGAAGCAGAGAAGGCCAAAGAGGUUGAAAGCGUGCUGCCCCUUCAAACAUCAACAUCUUAGAUGUGCCUGGACGUUUUUCAUUUGCAUAAACAGAGAGUAUUAUCAUGUUAGACUUUGUACGGUUUAAAGAUUAAUGAUGCAUAAAUAGAGAAAAGACAAUUAUGUGAUGUAUGCUAUAACUGGAUAUUUGGGUUUUUUUUUUUCAAUGUCUUUUUCAAGUUAGUCUUGCUUGUAUUA
Molecule: messenger RNA, 658 nt
Organism: Asparagus officinalis (garden asparagus)
Lineage: Eukaryota; Viridiplantae; Streptophyta; Magnoliopsida; Asparagales; Asparagaceae
Exons: 4
Coding region: 194-481 (95 amino acids)
Source: RefSeq, a predicted model, not a curated record